Dibothriocephalus latus is the source of this 480-nucleotide messenger RNA. Lineage: Eukaryota; Metazoa; Platyhelminthes; Cestoda; Diphyllobothriidea; Diphyllobothriidae. The record is from the annotation of a GenBank genome assembly.
CGGAAGGAAGCGUUGGUUCUUCUCAGACGCAAGAAGCAGCUGGAAAAGGCAAGAGACAAAAGACUGCAACAACUAGCCAACCUGGAAGCGCUGGAACUUCAACUGGAUACCGCCAAAGACAACCGGACGGUUAUUAACGCCCUGUCGACCGCCGGUGAAGCACUGAAGACUACUACCGGUGGUGCAGAGGGUGUCGAGGAGGUUGAGCGUACAAUGGAUGACCUAGCUGAGCUCAUGGAGGACAACGAAGCGAUCUCCAGGGCUCUUGCUUCUCCAACUAGGGAGACUGAAAGUGAGGCAGACUUGAAGAGCGAGUUAGACGAACUUCUGGCGGAGAAGACUGAGCCCAAACCGAAGGCUACCUCUGCAGACGAGCGCGGGGAGCCAUCUCAGGCUGAACUACUCCGCCAGCUGGAAUCGCUACGGGUUUAUGAGUCUUCGGAGCCUCGCGCGCCUUCAAAGGCUGCAUCAGCUCAGUGA